Messenger RNA from Lindgomyces ingoldianus, 528 nucleotides. RefSeq lists its product as uncharacterized. NCBI's taxonomy places the organism in Eukaryota, Fungi, Ascomycota, Dothideomycetes, Pleosporales, Lindgomycetaceae. The record is from RefSeq and is a predicted model, not a curated record. The transcript has 4 exons. Bases 1 to 528 code for a protein of 175 amino acids.
AUGAAACCGAAAGCUAGAUUAGGUGAUAUCGAUAUCGAGCAAAUGCUCUCUGUUGCCGGUUGGGCAAUUAUUGGGCAUACAUGGUUCUUCUACAUUUCUAGCCUUCUCCCUAAUAACACUAUGAAAGGUCCUGUUAGAGGUAGACAGAGAUAUGCCGGUUUCGAAGCCGAGACACUCGGUUACAACCACAUGGGAACUGGCUUAGUGUUCAGGAACACAAAAUUAGAUCGCAAUGGCUCCAGAACAGAAUCUCUUGGUCAAAUUCUCCCUGGCAGAGCUCUCGUACCCGCGUUCGACGCUGUCGCAGACGACGCUAUCCGCCUUUACCACACCAAGCGGUCAAGGGACUACCAGUCUAUGCGAGCCGAGUAUGGCAUUCCGGUGCUAGUUGGCUUCAAAGCUAAGGUCGAGAAGUUGUCGUCGCAGCCAGCACUGGGACACCAGGAAAGGCACCCCACGGUUGCAGCUGGCGAUGUUCACAUGACCGACAGGGACGACAAUGAAGACGGUAUCCGCGCCAAGGGCUAG